ACUGUUCUUGUAUUUAUGUCACAGUGUUGGUUUCAGUGUUUUCCCCUCGACGUAUCAAGUUGGAUUCGCGAUAUUUUUAGUUGUACAGAUGAUGUUGUGAGCUGAGAUAUUACUCGAAGCUUUUUUCAGGGACUGAACGAAAGCUUGACAUCCUUGGCAUGUGGCUGUGACAGAAAAGAAAGAAAACCAACAUUCCUGCUCCAUUCCAUCUUUUUAAAUUAAUGAACCAGUAAUGGAAGUACCAGGAAAGAAUAGCAAUUUCCACAUUGAAGAUCACCAUUCCACUCCAUCCAUAAAUCAAAGUGAAGAAGAUUAUUUGAGAACAACAUGGGGGAAACUUGGUGUUGGCAAAGAUGGGUACCUAGACCAGUCACAGCUAGCACUCGUUUGUGAGUGCAUUGGAAUGGAGAAAUUAUCAGAUGAGGUGAUAGCUCAACUUUUUGACAAACUUGACUUAGACCACGAUGGUCGAAUCAGCUUCGGUGAAUUUUUACACUUAUUCCAAAACGUCAGGCCCGGAAAAGGAGAUAUUUCCUUGGAAGCCGAGAACUACGAGCCAAACAACUGGGGGAUCGCAUCUACAAAUCGAAAUAACGGGUCGUCAGUUCGCUCAGAAAUGCUCAUGAUGCCAUCGCAGUCUACAAUGGCUCUCUUCAGCAAUAUCGAUCCAGCUGGAACAGGAUUUGCAACUUACGAUGCCACGGUCGAGUGCCUCCGAUCAAUGGGCGUUGUUCACGCUUCAUCCCUCCUGGAGGCGCUUAGUUUCCGCCACCAUCCGUCCAAAAGAAUUAGCCUUCGUGAACUGGUCUGCGCUCUCCAAGAAGAAAUGAACGCCGGAUUGGAGAAUGGUCUGCUGGCCAAUAGUGGACCGAGUGGCGCUGCCUUACACGCCGGAGUCUUAUUAAUUCAACACGAACUCUCGUCUGUCCGGCUGACAGUAGAACACGCCAGUCGCGAGAGCGAGAAACUCCGCAGCGACUUGCAAGAGGCCAAUCAGAGGUCGUCGCUUUUGGCCCAGGAAGUUGACGAGAACCACGCCAAACAGGAGUCCAUACGGCGAACACAAUUCAAGCAGUUGGAGCAGCGGCACGCGGAUCAGCUGCGUUUGGUCCAAGAGGUCGCACAGGCCGAUCGCGAUCAGCUGGUGAGUCAGCUCCAGCAAGACCUGGACAAACGGCAGCAGCAGCUGCUUCAGACCAAAGAGGAAGAAUCGCGACUAAAAGAAUCUUUGCAAGCCAUGAGCGAGGAUAACGCCAGGUUGUCGGCCGAAAACGCCAAUUUGACAGAAAAGCUGGCCAGUUCCGAAAGGGCAAACGGCCGACUCAUCCAGGAGCUCGACGGCGUUUCACUGAUGGCCGAAUUAGAGUCACGCUGCGAAGCUUUGGAAGAAAGCCAGCGCCAUUCCCUCACCGAGCAGUUAAACCGAAUGUCAGCCGAAAAUCUCCAACUACGUGACCGAACCGAUGAGCUCUCUGCCGAAAUCGAAUUACUUCGCGGACAAUUGGCCGCCGCCAGGUCCGAAUGCGUUGGGCUGGGCCCAGCUUGGCGCUCGGAGCCGACAAUGUCGGGUGCCGUUAAACGUCGCAACGGCGAAGAGGAAGUCAUCGAAGAUCACGUAGGCAAAGUUCGCAAGCGGGAGGCAAUGGCCAUGGGACUCUACAGCUCUGAAGUCUCGCCCCGUCCUCUGUCUGAUAAUCAAAAUGGAUGGAAGGAAGAAGGGCGCAGUGUCAAUGCCGACCAGAGUUUAGCGGCCCAGUUGCAAGAAGUCAAACAAGAGCAGUGCGAGUCCGGCCCUGUCGUCAACUCGGCUGGAGGAUCCACCAUUAAAGAGCAGCUCAAACGUGUCUUUGAAAAACUGCGUCUUCAAAUUGUCGAAGAGUUCCUAGAGGGCAACGAUAGCGUCGCCACACUGCAGAACCAGUAUCGCAGCGUCUUGGUCCAACAAGAGGAGAGACACGCCGAGGAGAAACGGAGCCUGUUCGAGUCUCACCUGCUCAAGCUGUCGGCCCUCGAAGCUCAAUUGGCCGAAACGCAAAUUCGGAACGAGGAUCUAGUUCAACUUCAAACAGUCAUGGAAGCUGAACACGAAAUGGAAUUGAAGGAGCUGCGCCAACAACUGAAACGCGUCCACUCCAAGGACUCGAAACAGGAAGAAUACCCAGAACUAACCUCUCUGUUCCAACUAUUGCGGGAGAACUUGACCGAGGCCCUGGCCGACUUGGAUGCCGCCCUAGAGAAGGAACUGAGCCGGGAUUGCGAGCACGAUUCUGCAGCCUUGCAGGCGGAGGAGAGCACCACCAAAGUCGAAGAGUUGGAGAAACAGUGCAAAACGUUGGAGAGUGAACUCGACUCUGUCAAAGUGGAAAUUGUCAAGAUAUUGAUCGACAACGAAGAACUGCGCCUUAAAGUCAGACACCAGCAAGAGGAUCUUGAAAUGGAGCAAAAAGAAGCGGAAGAGCGGAUGGAGGAGAAGGUCGAGUUCGAGACGGCUUUGCUUCAGCAGCGGAUCAAGCAUCUCGUUCGAGACCUUGAGGAUGAAAAACAGCGAAAUCAGAUGGAGAAAAACGCAUUGGAGGAAGACCGUCGCGAUCUGGAAUCUCGAUUGGACAUGCUCCGUACGGAAUUCGACAGACUGGACGAAUAUUGGCAGUCCAAGCUAGACGAAGAAAGAGAAAUCUACGAUCAAGAACGGGAUUCGACGGAUGAAAAGUUUCGGUCCCUCGAGCUCAAAAUCAAGGAAUACGAGGAAUUACUGGGACAGGGCGAUAACUCGAGUACGAGUAGUCUUUCAACCAUCGAAGAGAGAACCAACUGGGAGAAGCAGUUGAAUGAUUUGGAAGAAGAAUCUGAAGCUCAGAUCAAACAAAUCGCUUUGCUGGAAUCGCAGUUGGAGCAACUGCAGAAGGAGAAGGAGGAGGAAGCUGCCAGAUCGCAACAAGAGUUGGAUGUGAUAACGGCCGAACUCGAGGCGACAAAAUUGAUGUUGGCCGACGUGUUGGAACGAGAGGCGAAAUUAAUAACCAAAUUAGAGAAUGUGCGCGAGAAUGUUCCCGCCGUCUCCAAGUCACCUCCGAGUCCACACCUAAACCGGCCGCUGUCGCCAACUCCCAAGCCGGGCAUUUUACCUUCGGGCUACUCUCCUUUGAAAAGCAAAGGCUGGGCCAAAAACCAACGGUCACCUGCAUCUCUGUCACCUUGCAAGUCUUACGAAUCCACUAUAGAUGGCGUCGAUGGUAGACAGCUAAGGAGAUCUCCGUCACUUAACAGUGGAUCAUCCGAGCCUCAUCGAGCUUGUCGUGUCGACAUUAGCGUUUUUCAAUCUCUCAACAGCCGUUUGAAACAGCAGGAGCAACGUUGUAGGGAGCUAUGCUACGCUCUACAAUGCCAAAAACACCGGACAGAACAGAUCAUGUUCGAAACCAAAGUUCAACACCAAGCCGAGAUAAAUAGCCUGGAGACGAUGAUGAAGACGUCCCAAGACACAUUACGUCAUAUGUCGCUUCAGCAUAAACAAACGAUGGACAAGUUAACUUCGUCAGACUCACUCAUCAUGGAGCUUUACACGGAGAACGCUCGCCUCUUGGAAACGUUACAUCUCCAAAACCUGUCUCACAGCACGGCAUCUGGUCUGUCCAUGUGAUUUUUGCAACAUCUUCUUCGAAUUCCGAUUCCAAUCAUCACUUAUACAUAACAUUCAUCGUGUGUGUGUGUGUGUAUUUGCGGGAACCCCCAAUCAUUGUGAUCAAAAUUCUCAGACAGCUUUACGGAAAAUUUUGAAAAUUACGGACUUAUUUGCGCAUUGGGAGAGUCGAUUCUGUUUGUUUUAAGCUAUUUAACUAAUAAUUCCUUAUAAUCCCUCAUCCUCACACAAUAAUGUAACAGACAAACCCCGGCAACUGCUCACUAUUGUAAUUAUAGUCCUAUUUUACCGCUCGUCAGAUUCUUUCAAUCAAAGGCAACUCCUUAAUUUUAAAUCGAAAGUGCACAAUUAAUUCAUUACGAAUAAUUUUUUUUUUUUUCAAAUAUAAAUAUACCAAACGUUAGUUACCGAGAUUUCAAUAAUACAUGAUGAUUGUGUGUCACACUGAAAACAUA
Daphnia pulicaria is the source of this 4095-nucleotide messenger RNA. Its product is annotated as blastoderm-specific protein 25D-like. The coding region runs from base 233 to 3640 and encodes 1135 amino acids. The record is from RefSeq and is a predicted model, not a curated record. Gene Ontology annotation, biological process: microtubule anchoring at centrosome. Gene Ontology annotation, molecular function: calcium ion binding. The transcript has 21 exons. Gene Ontology annotation, cellular component: centrosome. NCBI's taxonomy places the organism in Eukaryota, Metazoa, Arthropoda, Branchiopoda, Diplostraca, Daphniidae.